AUGGCACGGCAUGUGGAUCUGGUGAGGGAGAGGUUUGGGGAAGAGGUCCUGCAGUCGCUACUGGCACGUUGGGCUGAGGCGUGCCCACGCGGCGCAGAGCGGCUGAAGCUGGAUUAUUUCCUCAAGCUCGGCGAGCCAGCACCCUGCUGCUUUGGCUGUGUGGAGGCACUGCCCGGCCGGAGCACCUCGGUUCCGGUGAUUCUGCAGGGCCAAUCCCAGCGCAGUGGGUAUCAACAGGUCUUGCCUAGCAGGCCAAGCUUGGAGAAAGGCCAAUCCGAGCAGAUUGCCCGUGCUGGUACAGUUGCCACCGCCACGUCGUCCACUGGGCCCACGUCGUUCCGCGCGGAAGCCGCGCCUGCCUGGGGCGGACCAAGUUCAACACGGUCCGCCCCGUCGAGCCGACGUUGCCAGAAGAUCCUGGACAUGAUGAAGCCUUUCCUGGAGAUGAUGUGCGGAGCAGGUCGGACGGACGCGGCCUCCGCGCGCCAUGCGGAGGAUCACAUGCACGAACACCUUGCGAAGAUGGUCUUGUGUGCUCCCGAGACUUGGUUCGAGGUCAUCACUGGAGCGACGCUUCCGUCCGACGCCACGAACGAUUUCACGGCCAUUGGCGUGGCCUUUGAUAGCUCCUCAAGGCUGCGGCGAGCAGGGGUGGAGUACUACCACGACAGGUUGUGGGAGAAGCAUCGCAAGGAUGGAUGCCUCUACGUGGCCUCACUGGAGACACCGCCCUCGCUGGAGCUGCGGAGUUUGCAUGCGCUUCCGGGUGCAGCGUGUCCGUCCGUGCGCAUGGUGGCAGUGAGUGACACUCAUUUGCUCCACGAGAAGUUCGGAUCGCUGCCCGAGGGAGAUCUGCUCGUUCAUGCAGGUGACCUAAGCUUCGAGGAGUCGCGCUCCAAAGAUGCCACGGAGUGCGCAGAGAAGUUGAAGGAGUUCUCUGGUGACUUCAAGGCCUUUCUUCGAUGGUUUCGAAGCUCUUCCAUGGGCUUGACCAGCGCCAUGAAAUGGUUGGGAAGCGUCUCGAAGUUCGAGCAUCGAGUGCUGGUGGGCGGAAAUCAUGAUUACAUCCUGGAGCAGUUGGGACAUGCUCGUGCUCAGGAACUCUGUCAGGACUUUGGAGUUGAGUAUCUCCACACCGCAGCACCACCCUUGGAGUUGCCUUUCUCCACCGGUCGGAGUUUGCGGAUCUGGGGCUCUGGAAUUUCCUUCUAUUCCACCUUGGGCGCCGGUCGUCAAGUCUUAUCGGGCAACCGAGCCUAUCAGAUGGACUCAGCCUCGGGUGAAGCGCAAUUCCUGGAGGAGACGUCCCACCUCCAACCCGGCAGCGUGGACGUUCUCAUCACCCAUUCUCCCCCGGCGGGUGCGCUCUUCGGCAAACGCGAUCAGCCCCGAUGGAUCAAUGAUUUGCUGAAGAGGAUCAGACCUCAGGUCUACUUGUGUGGUCAUGCCCACAAUCCGGAGAAGCUGGACAUCAACCAGAAAGUAGCAGACGUGGAAGGCACCUUCGGCGCACAGUUGGCGAACACCUCUGUUUGGAACAGCUAUGUGGGCCUGCCAUUCGUCUUCGACCUGCCCAAGUUCCAGUGA
Molecule: messenger RNA, 1587 nt
Organism: Durusdinium trenchii
Lineage: Eukaryota; Dinophyceae; Suessiales; Symbiodiniaceae
Source: the annotation of a GenBank genome assembly